AUGACUUCAAACGGCCCCACAACCGCUAAGGAUGGACUUUCAAAUGUUAAUGUAACUGCAGCUCUGGACGUUGAAGGCAAUGUUCCGCUAGAGAGCGUUCAACUAGACGGAUUGGUAGUCUUAAAAAUAAUUAAGCAUUGUCGAGAAUUUUUUCCUAAUCCAGUUACUGGACAGCUUCUUGGCCUUGAUGUAAAUGGUAUUCUGGAAGUGACUAAUUGCUUUCCUUUCCCGGGUUCAAAGCCCGACGACGAAAAUGAAAUUGUAGAUGGUGCCCGAUAUCAAGUAGAUAUGAUGCGAUGUCUCCGCGACGUUAAUGUAGAUCAUAAUACUGUUGGGUGGUAUCAAUCUACAUAUCUAGGUUCUUUCGUAACGCAUAAAUUGAUUGAGACUCAAUACAAUUAUCAACAAACAUUCAAUAAUAAAAGCGUAGUCAUUGUACAUGAUGUUUCUCGAUCAACUCAUGGAAAUCUAUCUCUUCGUGCUUUCAGAUUUACACGAGCUUUUAUGGAAGCACAGAAAGAGGGAAAGUUUACAACUGAAUCACUGAUAAAAAAUAAACUUACUUUUUCCACUAUUUUUGAAGAACUUCCGAUUACGGUUAAAAAUUCACAUUUAGUGACUGCGCUUCUCCACUCACUGGAUGAUUAUGAGCACGUUAUACCAAAAGCAUCCUCAUUAGAUAAAGAAACAGUU
Scutellospora calospora is the source of this 693-nucleotide messenger RNA. NCBI's taxonomy places the organism in Eukaryota, Fungi, Glomeromycota, Glomeromycetes, Diversisporales, Gigasporaceae. The record is from the annotation of a GenBank genome assembly.